Messenger RNA from Amoebophrya sp. A25, 741 nucleotides. The record is from the annotation of a GenBank genome assembly. NCBI's taxonomy places the organism in Eukaryota, Dinophyceae, Syndiniales, Amoebophryaceae.
CUCUAUUUGAUCUUUCCCACCCUUUUCGCUUUUGUAAAGGCUUUCCUUUACAACAUUUCAUCUAUUGAAUCCCUAACAUACACCUUUAGCAUCUGAUUUCCCUUUUCUGAUUAGAUUGUAUCAUGAUUUCCUCCUUAUCUUCUAGACUUGAGUCUUGAUCUCCAUCCCUUAACAGUACACUACGGAAAUUAGAAGAAAAUGGGUUUCGACGUGGAUCCUUUACUGCAUUCAGUGGGAAUGCUGUCGCACAUCCCAGAUGAAGAAGAUGUCUUCUUUGACUGUCCAGAAGAAGUAGACACGGAGGUUCUUGACGGACAGGGCCGACAAGAUGCUGUUGAUCACGUAGGUGUAGAGCCACUACAGGGUCAACAAGGUCAAGAAGAUGGAGAGCCUUUCUGGGAAGAAGAUGAUGAGGAUGAAGGCGUUUCGUGUUCCGAUGGGGUCUCUUGUUCUGUGGCCGCUGUCUCUCCAAGUGGAAAAGAUAACAUUGAGACUCCUACUUGUGCUUCAUCCAGAGCCAUUCGCGCCAUCCCCGACCAACCUUCGCCUAAACGUUGGGAAACUAAAGGAGUUCUGUCGACAUCCGCCGCUUCGAAUUUCUUCGACGAUAUUGAGGAAAGCAAGGACAUUCUCGAAGAGGUGAUUAACAGCCAGCGGGAAGGCGCACCAUCAUCAUCAUCAUCUUCAGUGUGGACUCGUUUUUUUAUACGCCAAGACUCCAAUAUGUCAUUGGCCUCUCUG